This is a messenger RNA of Ceutorhynchus assimilis (cabbage seed weevil), 1362 nucleotides long. The record is from the annotation of a GenBank genome assembly. Lineage: Eukaryota; Metazoa; Arthropoda; Insecta; Coleoptera; Curculionidae.
AAUUUCUUUAGGAAAGACGACUCUACGAUGGAAGGUUCAUAUAGGUCUUACGCAAAUUUCCCUGAAGAUGAGCUCCCCAGACCAUCUACAACUGCGUCUACUUUUGAUGCCGUAAGAGUACCUGAAGAGGGCCCCUCCAGCGAUUCUCCAACGGCAAGUGUCCAUUCUAAUGCCGAACCAUCACAACCCAGACGUGAUAGAGAGCAACUCUACCGCAAGAUCAGGGGUAUUUUGGCGUAUUUCAUUCUGGGACUGUGCAACAACUACGGCUAUGUAGUAAUGUUAACAGCCGCGUCCGACAUAAUUGGAAUGGGCGAGGGAUCUGAUCUGGUGAGCACCAUCAGAAAUUGUGCUCAAAUUUCAACCGGAACAAUCCUAUUAGCCGACAUUCUUCCAGCUCUAUUAGUCAAACUGGUGCUUCCUUUCUUACCGUUUGUAGUACACAUAAGAGUAGCCAUUUGCGUUGGUGUAACCACUGCAGGAUAUCUUGUCGUUGGAUUCAGCAACAGUAUUGGCGUAUCCAUAUUGGGAGUUGUACUUAUCUCAUUUUGUUCCGGUUUGGGAGAAGUUACGUAUCUCCAGUACAGCGCCAAUUAUGAAAAGAGUGUCUUAUCGGCUUGGGGUUCCGGUUCAGGAGGAGCUGGAGUAAUCGGGGCCGUUUCAUACUCACUAUUAAAUGCCGUAGGUAUGCAAAGAACGUUGUUGAUAAUGCUGACCAUACCAGCCAUAACAUCGCUAGCGUUUUGGCUAUUGUUACCCAAACCGUUACCCCCCAGAGAAUCUACUGAAGCAGAAGCUGAACAACCAGCCGAUCAAGUCAAGCUCGAAAAUGAGGAGUUGUCUUUAAGAAGAAAAAUUUAUCUGAUUCCUGGUCUCAUGAAAUACAUGAUACCUUUCGGUCUCAUAUACCUUUUUGAAUAUUUUAUUAAUCAGGGCACGUUUGAACUGAUUAAGUUUCCAGACGCUUCCAUUUCAGUUGAAUCACAGUACAGAUGGAUGCAAGUUAUGUAUCAAGUGGGAGUUUUUGUAUCACGAUCAUCUGUUGCAAUAUUGCACAUUAAACAAACAUGGAUACUGGCGGUAUUGCAGGGCAUCAAUGUCAUCAUUUUCACAACAGACGCAAUAUACUAUUAUAUUCCAAACAUCUACAUCGUGCUAGCUUUAGUGCUGUGGGAAGGUCUACUAGGAGGAGCAGCAUAUGUGAACACAUACUACCGAAUUUCCAAUGAGGUAAAAAACCCAGCGGCCAGGCAGUUUUCCAUGGCCAUCAAUGGAUUUGCCGAUAGCACUGGCAUAGCCUUAGCUGGAGUUUUCGCUAUUAUGGCACAUAAUGCCAUAUGUACCAUGCCUUUGCCUCCUUAG